This is a messenger RNA of Cladocopium goreaui, 2172 nucleotides long. NCBI's taxonomy places the organism in Eukaryota, Dinophyceae, Suessiales, Symbiodiniaceae. The record is from the annotation of a GenBank genome assembly.
AUGGCCCCUCUGAUCUGCUCAAACCUCUCGGUCAAUUUUCUGGAUAGGUUGUUUGCCACAGAUGCCUCUUGUCAAAAGGGGGGCAUAGUCAGUGCGGAGAUUCCACUUGAUGUUCAUGAAGCGUUGUGGCUUGGGACUGACAAAAGGGGUGCUUACACCCAACUCGCAAACCCCUUUCAUGCGGUGCUCAGGAGCCUUGGCGAAGCUGAUGAUGACCUCGAGACCUCUGGGCCCUGGGAUUGUGCCACUCAACCUCAGAAGUCUCCUCUCAUGUAUUUUGACUUUGUUGAGAUUUGUGGGGGAGCGGGGAAAGUCGGUGAUGCCCUUCAUGCCAGAGGUUGGAUUGUAGCCCCUGUCCUGGAUUUGUCCGAGAGUGUCCACUAUGACCUUGGCUCCCUACGUUUGCUGGAAUGGAUCAUCUACAUGAUUGAAGAAGGUAGGUUCAGGUCGUUCAUGGUUGAACCCCCUUGCACUACAUUCUCUCCGGCUGCUCACCCUGCUGUCAGGUCAUACCGAGAGCCUCUUGGUUUUGACAGGCUCGAUCCAAAGACGCUCCAUGGGAAUUUGCUGGCUUUUCGGGCGCUCAUCUUGCUUCGUGUCGGCCGUCGUUGUGGCACUCCUUGCGCGGCAGAGCAGAGCAGGCUUUCCAAGAUGUGCUGGUUGACCUUCUGGAUUUCCCUGCUUGAUGUUGGGUUUGAGGAAGCUGUCAUGGCAAGUUGCAUGUUUGGCUCCCCCCACCGGAAGGAGUUUCGCCUGCUGUGUUAUCUGUUGGAUGUUGCCUUCCUUGACACCAGGUGCUGUGGGGGCCACUCUCACGUCAGAAUCCAGGGAAGCCUCACCAAGCCCUCCGCUGUUUAUGUUGAUGGUCUUGCUGAUCGCAUUGCAGCUGCUUUCCAUCGGGCUUUGACUUCCUUGAACGCUUGUCAACGUCUGGAGCCUGAAGUCGUCGGUCUGGAGUCGCCUGUCGUCAAUGACCUUGCACUCUCUUCCAAGUGGUCACUUGUCCGUGCUUGGUUUUGGAAAAGGGGUGGCCACAUCAAUGUGCUUGAACAAGCUUCGGCCGUAUCCUUGCUUGACCAGCUCAGUUGCCAGACCUCUUCUGUGCGUUUUGCGUCGCUCAUUGACUCUGCUGUUUGUCGUGGCUCCUUGUCCAAGGGUCGCUCAGCGUCUGUUGCCUUGCAACCCGGCUUGAAAAAGGCAGGAGCCAUCUGUGUCGCUGCGGACCUGUAUCCGGUUUGGCCCUACUGUCCCACUCGCCUGAACACUGCUGAUGACCCCACUCGGUCUGUCUCGGUUCGUGCCCCUGUCUGUCACUCCUUAGUCCAGCUUUCUGGCUUCAGCGACCUUGCAAAAGCUUCAAGUGGAUUCCUGCGCAGGUUUGCCGCCAAUUGGUUCCGGCUUGUGCUCCUAGCCCUACUUGUUACUGGUUCUGACUCGGUAUCGUGUGGUAGUGAGCCUGGCUCCUGGAUCUCUCCGUUUUGGAUUUCCGACCUUGUCCAUGUCAGCUGUGUUGGAAUUGGCCUCCUCUUGUCCCUCUUUGUCGCUCUGUGGACUUUGCCCUGGACUUUGCCUGGGAUUUCCUGUGAAACCCGCUGCGCUGAGUGUGACCUGUGGUGGACUUUUGGUCGUGUGGGUACGGGCAGGGUAACACUAAUUCCUAAGUGGACUUUUAAGGGUAGGAUUGGCCUUGUAGUUCGCGCCAUGGUGUUGCUUUGCUGCUUGGUGCCAGCUGGUGCUAUGCCCAUAGGAGCGAACACAGCUGUCGAACAUGCACGAGUUUUGGCGCGGGCUGGAAAUAACUUGGUGUCCUCGAGAGCUGUGCGUCCUCAAACCCGCGACAAGAGGCUGGUUUAUCUGGAGAGAUUCAGACGGUGGCUGCUGGAGGAGAAGUCGACUUCUCUGCGGAUGCUACUCGAGCAAAAACCGCCAGAUCCAGAGAAGAUUUGUGCAGGAGCUUUUGCCUUCACCCUGGCGCGUGCAAUAGCGUUUUUGGAUUCAGGCAUACCUCCUGCAGCAUGGUACGCCCUCCUGAAAAUUUCUGCAGGUUCUCCUUCGAAGAGUUCUGGAAAGGAUGGAAAAGGCUUUCUUGACAUCAAGAAACCAACUGGGGGCUUGAAUGCUCAAGCUUCCCUGCCACGCCCACCCGGGCAGAAAUUUCAGGGGCCUUUUUGA